Molecule: messenger RNA, 985 nt
Organism: Triticum aestivum (bread wheat)
Lineage: Eukaryota; Viridiplantae; Streptophyta; Magnoliopsida; Poales; Poaceae
Product: putative serpin-Z5
Exons: 2
Coding region: 114-809 (231 amino acids)
Molecular function (GO): serine-type endopeptidase inhibitor activity
Source: RefSeq, a predicted model, not a curated record
UUCCCCAUCUUGAAUUCCCUCGAACCAAACACGCUGUAAAGAAAAGAUUGAUAUACCUAACCUACAGUCCGUACAGUUCGUCCACUUUGCGCCGUGGCACGUACCUGCUCCCGAUGGCCGCCGCCGACCCAGUCCGCGACGGGCAGACGGCCCUCGCGCUCCGCCUCGUCAAGCACCUCGCGGCCGCGGACGCGGACGCCGCCGCUAAGAACGUCGCGUUCUCGCCCGUAUCCAUCCACGCUGGCCUCGCGCUGGUGGCCGCGGGUGCGGGCGGCGCCACGCGGGCCCAGCUGCUCAGCUUCCUCGGCGCGCCGACGGCGGACGGCCUCGCUGCCUUCGGUCGCCUCGUCGCCGACCGCGUCCUGGCCGACAAGGCGGGCUCUGGCGGGCCGCGCGUGCUCUUCGGCGGCGGCGUCUGGAUCGACGCCUCGCGCGGCGGGCUCAAUGAGGCGUUCAAGGAGGUCGCCGCCAAGUCCUACAAGUCCGAGACCCGCACCGUCAGCUUCAUCGAUGAGCCGGAGGAAGCAGUGGAGACGAUCAACCGCUGGGUGAAGAAGGCGACCAACAACCUCAUCGACUCCAUGAUCUCACGCAGCGACAUCACCGCCGACGCCAACCUCGUGCUCGCCAACGCGGUCUACUUCAAGGGCAGCUGGCUCAAUCCCUUCAACGUUUGCCACACGUCAUCGGGCAAAUUCCACCGGCUUGAUGGGAGCCACGUCGAGGCAGCGUUCAUGUACGAGCUCAAGACCAUGUCCAUCUCGUGCAUAGACGUUCCUACUCACUAUGAAGGUAGUAACAUAGUCUAGGGAAGUGUGUAAGUUACUAGCUUAUGUUCUUGCCCAUUGUGACCAGCCUUAGUAGGAGGAAUCUAACAUCCCACCUGAAUUAACAUGCAGAGAGCAGAGAAGAGAUAUGUAACAACCAGCUUCCUCAACUCCCUAACCUCCAACCAAAAAAUGGAUUAAAUGUUUCGUACAUCGUA